This is a messenger RNA of Solanum stenotomum, 1250 nucleotides long. RefSeq lists its product as uncharacterized. Gene Ontology annotation, molecular function: tRNA 2'-phosphotransferase activity. Gene Ontology annotation, biological process: tRNA splicing, via endonucleolytic cleavage and ligation. NCBI's taxonomy places the organism in Eukaryota, Viridiplantae, Streptophyta, Magnoliopsida, Solanales, Solanaceae. The transcript has 8 exons. Bases 9 to 890 code for a protein of 293 amino acids. The record is from RefSeq and is a predicted model, not a curated record.
UUGAUUCCAUGUUCACUUUUCAGGUCAGUUUCCGACUAGUACGUUGCCGCCUUCUUUUUCUUCCUUCACCUCCUUUCACAUCCUUCCUUUCUCCUUCUUUGCUUCCUUGUUUCCCUGCUUCAAUGGACAACACUGGUUUCCACAAACAUUCAUCCUCAUCCUACUCUGCCUUUUCUCAUUCCAAUCGAAGCGGUGGUAGAGGAAGAGGACUGGACACGAGGGAUAGUACAGAAAGAUCAGGGGGCCGUGGCGGUGGUGUUGGAAGCUCCGGCAAAGAUAAAAUUGAUGCUCUUGGUAGACUAUUGACACGCAUUUUGCGGCACAUGGCCUUUGAACUAAACUUGAAUAUGUAUGUGAAGGUGCAAGAUCUGUUAAAGUUAAACUUAAAAACAUUUGCAAAUGUCACAUUGAGGUCACACACAGUUGAUGAUGUCAAAGAGGCCGUACGGAAGGAUAACAAGCAAAGAUUCGGCCUUUUGGAAGAAAAUGGAGAGCUUCUGAUACGUGCCAACCAAGGCCAUACAGUAAAGAUAGUUGAAACUGAAAGCUUAUUGAAACCGAUCCUUUCAGCUGAUGAAGUUCCAGUUUGUGUACAUGGCACUUACAAGAAGUAUUUGGAAUCAAUUUUGGAGCAUGGGCUCAAACGCAUGAAAAGGUUACAUGUUCAUUUCUCAUGUGGCUUGCCAACAGACGGCGAAGUAAUUAGUGGAAUGAGGCGAGAUGUUAAUGUCCUCAUCUUUCUUGAUAUGAGAAAAGCUUUGGAAGAUGGGAUGAAGCUUUAUAUCUCUGAAAACAGAGUUAUCUUGACAGAGGGUAUUGAUGGUGUGGUGCCAGUGAAGUACUUCCAACAAUUGGAGUCAUGGCCAGAUAGAAAACCUCUGUCAUUAUAGAAUAUAUGUCAUUUUUUCACUCUUCCUCUCCCACCUUAACAUCUGUUUUUCUUCUUACUCCCUUUGCACUACACUUACCAGGAGGAAUAAGGGAGUAGUGGCACCCUGUGGUGUCUUAAAACAUUUAUUGUGAUUGGAUUCAUGAUCUUGUGUAUUUUCCCCUAUAAUGUAGUGAAAUCUAGUAACCACAAAAAUGAACUCCCACUUCAUGUCAGGUUGAAAUGAGGUUUUUAUAUUCAAGGUGAAGGGUUCAGAAUACAGGCAGAUUAUUCAAAUGCUUGUAAAUAAACAUUGUGAUGGAAGAUAGCAGAAAAUAAUCCUUUCAAUCAAAGAAAAGAAUACUGGCAAAAGCAUCCUACA